AUGGCCCCGCGCGAGACGGUGCAGCGCAAGUCCGCCGCCGAGUUCUUCACGGAGAACCAGAACAUCGCGGGCUUCGACAACCCGGGCAAGAGCCUCUACACGACGAUCCGCGAGCUCGUGGAGAAUUCCCUCGACGCCGCCGAGUCCCUGGGCGUGCCGCCGCGCGUCGAACUGACCGUGCAGGAGCUCAGCCAGAGGGAGAUCGACGGCGAGCGCGGCAUGCAGGCCAUGGACCGCAUCGACGAGGAGCUCUUCGCCGAGGCCGCCGGCGCCAAGAAAAAGAAGGGCCGGAAGAAGAAGGACGACGACGAAGACGAGGACCCCGACCGGGCGUCGUCGAAGAAGGGCGCGAUGCUCUACUACCGCGUGACCUGCCGGGACAACGGCUGCGGCAUGCGCCGGGCCCAGAUCCCCGACGCGCUGGGCCGCGUGCUCUCCGGGAGCAAGUACGGCGUGCGCCAGACGCGCGGCAAGUUCGGCCUCGGCGCGAAGAUGGCGCUCAUCUGGUCGAAGAAGUCGUCCGGCUUUCCGGUCAAGGUCCGCACGGCCGUCGCCGCGUCCGGCGCGGGCGACGACUACGACCGCGAGGCCGGCCCGCCGGGCGCGGCCCACGUCUCCCAGGUGACGCUCGACAUCGACAUCCAGAAGAACGAGCCCAACGUCCUCGAGGAUUCCCAGGCGCCGAACCCGGAACGGUGGCGCGGCCUCGAGAUGGAGGUCGUCGUCGGCGGCGCCUGGGGCGCCUACAAGUCGCGCAUCGCGACCUACCUGCGCCAGCUCGCCAUCAUCACGCCCUACGCGGCGCUGUCGCUCCAGUUCCGCGCCGCGGACGGCCAGGGCAAGAAGGACGUCGCGUUGCGCUUCGAGCGCCGGUCGACCAAGGUGCCGCCGUGCCCGAAGAAGACGGGCUACCACCCGUCGGCCGUCAACGAGCUCCUGCUCCAGCAGCUCCUGCGGCGCACGACGCAGAAGACCCUCGUCGGGUUCCUCGCGCGCGGCGGCGAGCUCUCGAGCAUCUCGGGCCCGCUCGCGAAGCGCGUCGUCGCGGAGUGCGGCGGCGGCUUCCGCGACGACGACGACCCCAGGGCUUUGGGCGACGACGCGAAGAAGGUGAGCCGCCUGGCGCGGCUGCUCCGCGAGGUCAAGCUCUUCCCGCCGCCGUCGGGCGACUGCCUGUCGCCCGUGGGCGAGUACAACCUGCGGCUCGGCAUCGAGAAGGAGCUCCGGCCCGAGUCGGCGUGUCCCUGGGCGGCGAGGGCGUCGAGGACAACGCUGAACGUGCACCGCUUCGCGAACCGCAUCCCGCUGCUCUUCGAGGCCGGCGCGGACGUCGUCUCGCGCGUCGCCAAGACCAAGGUCAAGUGGGGCGCCUACAAGAUCGACCUCAAGAAGGAGAAGGUCGGCAUCUUC
Aureococcus anophagefferens is the source of this 1410-nucleotide messenger RNA. RefSeq lists its product as hypothetical. Gene Ontology annotation, biological process: DNA topological change. The transcript has 2 exons. The annotation marks the transcript as partial. Gene Ontology annotation, molecular function: DNA binding; DNA topoisomerase type II (double strand cut, ATP-hydrolyzing) activity. The record is from RefSeq and is a predicted model, not a curated record. Lineage: Eukaryota; Pelagophyceae; Pelagomonadales; Pelagomonadaceae.